This is a messenger RNA of Salvelinus fontinalis (brook trout), 2004 nucleotides long. Its product is annotated as protein EOLA1-like. The coding region runs from base 414 to 887 and encodes 157 amino acids. The record is from RefSeq and is a predicted model, not a curated record. The transcript is spliced from 2 exons. Lineage: Eukaryota; Metazoa; Chordata; Actinopteri; Salmoniformes; Salmonidae.
GCACUAUGCGACUAUUUUAAACAUUUUGGAACUCCCAUUACCUUCUUAUCAAGACGUGCUUGUUAACAGGACAAACAGGAAGUGUGUAAGGUUUGGGAGAGUAGUUGAAAAGUCUUGUAGCUAAUGUCAAAAAUUACGUUUCUGGUGCGUCGAGGAAUUGCCGAGUAAAUUGCAUUUGUUGUAACAAGGUGGUCUAUAUAAAUACAAGUCAAUCAUUGUUCCUUUAUAAUUUCAGUCGGAUACAUGUAGCCAGCCAGCCAUAAUUUACGCGUCACAGAGACUACAAAGGCAUUGAUUGACUGCGUGAUGAUGUGUGCAACAGCUCUUUCUUACUAGCUCAUUAUUUUAGGAUUGAUUUAGCGUGAUAGAGUAGCUAGCACCUGGUUGUAUAGUAUUCACGACGUGGAGUGACGAUGACAUUACAAGUGGGUUGCCUAUCAUUCAAGCAGCCGUAUGCAGGAUUAGUACUGGACGGUGUAAAAAGUAUUGAGACACGUUGGCGCCCUCUGUUGUCCACAAUGGAAAACUGCACUCUAGCUAUUCAUAUUGCGCAGAAGGACUGGGAGGCCGACCAGUGGAGAGACAUCCUCACCCAUACACUGGGAAUGAGCCACAUGCAAAUAGAGGAACUUCUGGCAUCCGGAGACAGAUUUGGCCGUGGAGUCGUAGCAGGCUUGGUGGAAGUGGGGGAGACCUGGUGCUGCUCUGACAAUGUGCCAGAGAAGGAUCUGAGGGAGCUGGAGAAGGCAGCAGUGCUCACUGGGCUCACAGAGAAACACCUCACACAGCUGUCAAACCCACGCUGGCUCAAGGAACCCCUUUAUGCCAGAGGUCACAAAGACAUAUGGACAGUAGAUAUCCCAGUGCAAUUACUGCCAUCUGCGUAGUUGUAGUAAAAUAAUGUAUACUCAUUUUGUACUUUUUUUGACAGGAUUUUGACAGGAUCAUCUAUCAAGUUAGGGAGGCAAUAUAUUUGUAGACUACUCGCUUUCGCUUUAAGGUGCAAUAAAUGACCAAUGGACCAAAGUAUUGUCAAUGUUAUUGUAUAUCCUGCAUGUCUAAAAUUCAUAUAGACACCAUAACUUUGUUGCAAUAGGCAUUUAUUAUUAAUCUAAAUCUGUUUGCAGGGAGAAUGGGAGGUCUGAAUCAUUGGAGCUAUGGGAGGUGAAUCCCUGUGGCAGUGAGGAGUUAAGAGGGCAAGGGUGCCAUGCCAUCACUAAUGGAAGAACGAAGGAUAUCCAGGUGGUGGUCAUGUGGGUCUGGAGCUGGGCUAGACAAGCUGCUCGAGCAUUCUGCUUUGAGAACUGGGUAGUCAACCGGUGCUUGGGCUGCUGUUGCUGUUUUCUUCAGCCUCCUGGCCUGAAGUGCAAAGGUCUGGUGCCAACGAUAUGGCUGAAGUGCUUGGGAGUGGAGCUCCCCAGUUCAGCCCAGUCGGAGUCACACUGCCUGUAUCUGCAACGCUUGGGCUAUGCUGGUGUCCAGCGCUGGUCUCAUUGCUGUUACCUGAUUUCUCCCUCCCUAUGCCAAGUCUUGUGCCUUUUGACCUGCACACAUCUCUUCAUUCGUGACAGGAGAUGUUUGAAUGGUUGGCGGAAAUUGGGAUUGGAGUAGUAGUGCAGCUGCAGGAUUAAAAAGUCAGUGUCAAGAAGUCACACGUCCGAAUUGGAAAUUAGCGUAACACAAUUUGAUAUUCAUGAAACUUCCCUUUGACGUCCAUGCGCUGUCUUCCCUAAGCAAUGAAGGUGCUUAGAAGUCGACCUCGAUACCAGGGAAAGCUCUUAAAUCCAUAGGCGUUGAGUUGGCGGAGAAAACUCUUCAUGCCAGACGUUUCGCAGAUUUUGGAUGGUUCGGUGCUUUUCAUUACCUCCCGUGUGAACAACUCCUCGUCUAUCAAUACUUACAUUCCCGUGAGGCCGCAUUUCAUAGAUUCUAGAAUUUCUCUCUAGUGGUCCACAGUUGUUUUGAGAAUGAAAUGUAAUAAACAUGGGCAUCCACUGGGUUCAA